Messenger RNA from Colletotrichum higginsianum IMI 349063, 2460 nucleotides. RefSeq lists its product as uncharacterized. Gene Ontology annotation, biological process: actin cytoskeleton organization. The record is from RefSeq and is a predicted model, not a curated record. NCBI's taxonomy places the organism in Eukaryota, Fungi, Ascomycota, Sordariomycetes, Glomerellales, Glomerellaceae. The coding region runs from base 1 to 2460 and encodes 819 amino acids. Gene Ontology annotation, molecular function: actin binding. The transcript has 3 exons.
AUGGCCGCGUUGGUUCAAACGUAUCCUCAGCAGACCAGCACUGUCACCACCCUCGAGUCGAGAUCCUCCGGCAACAUGAUGCCCGCACAAGCACAGGCCAACCAGCAAUACAUGGCUGCCCAGCAAGCACAGAGAAACUUCUCUGGCGCCGGCGUGUAUCGCGGGAGCAACACCCCCCAGCCGUAUGCCUUCACCACCACCCCGAGCCUGAACACCAACGGCCAGUGGCAACAGUACGGUAACGGACACCGCACGGCGUCUUCUCCCGCCGUUCCGACGCAGGGCGUGAUCCAUGGACAUGAUGCCAGCCGGUCGCGCCAUGCCGGAACCGCGUCAAUGUCCAACAUUGCCUACAACACCCACGGCAUGGGAACUAGCAAAGGUGGAUCGAGGGAUGACUCGGCGAUUCCUGCUGCCCGCACAAAUCUCCAGGCCCCAAGGCCACAGUCGGCGUAUUUGGCAGGCAGCACAACACCACAGCAGAUGACGCUCGCUCAGGCCCCGGGGACUAAGACCACGCCUGAUAGGUACCGGCGCCCGGCUCUCCAACACCAACAGCAGCAGCAGCAGCAACAACAACAACAACAACCUCGCCAAACUAGUGCUCCGUCGGGCUCAGGCAUGGCGACCGUUAGUCAUCUGUACAAUCCCCCCGAACAGAAGAGCGUGUCAGUGCGAGGCCGAACGCCUUCUUACCAGGGCAGGCCAAACAGCUACUACGGUGCGGCCGACGACAUGCAACUGAAUCGGCAGCAAACCGAUGACGGCAAGCGACUGAGGCGGCGCAGCAUGCACUCGCUGGAUUCCGCCGAAUAUCCCAAGCCGCUAACCCCACAGCAAUUCCCUCGCUCGGAAGAAUCCACCCGUCCCGACCGCGGUAAAACAACAACUCCCAAAAACAACGACAAGACGCUCCGCAUUGUUUCCACCCUCGCACCUCCUGCCGACAACAACAUGCAUGCCCAUAAUGGCAGCGCCGAAAGCCUCGCAUCGAGCCGAAGCAGUCAUUCACGUCCAUCUUCGUCUGCCACCCGCGGCGUACCCACCCCCACGGCCAACCCCUCUUCCUUCUCAACUCCUUCCAGCCCAGAAGACGGCUCAUCGAAACAAGAUUAUCCCAAACUUGUGAACAUCCCGCCACGAAGUUCGUCAUCAGAUGCGGCUAAAAGGCAGUCUACGUCCUCUCCCCUCUCCAAGCCGGUGACCAUGGCGACCGACUCGAGCCCUCAAAAACCACCCUCCUCUCUAGGCGACGCCCCGCAACAGCCUUCGUCUCAGAGCACGUCUGCAUCCAACGCUGCCAACACGAGCAGCCCGGCCGCCCAGCAUCUGGCUGCGAUUAACCAAAAGAACACAAAGUCGAAGAGCAAGACAUCCCGACUGCGCAGGGCCUUUUCGUUUGGCAGCGCUGCCGACUUCAAGAAGGCCGCCGGCCCUGAUGUCACCACACCUCUCGACGCCAACAAUAACGCUGCCGACCCGUCCCGAUUGCACAAGGACCCGACGCCGGACGAGAUUUACGAUGCCGAACAGGCCGCCAUUGCCAGGAAGCAGGAGGAGGGAGGAAUUGGAAACAACAUCUACGGUGGGCGCCUCUUCUCUAGCUCGACGGACAACCUGUCAAUUUCGUCGACUGCCUCGUCUGCUUCCAUCAUGAUCCGUAAGAUGGGUCGUGGCAUGAAGAAGAGCACGCGAAACCUCGUUGGCCUGUUCAGACCCAAAUCCGUCAUUGGUGUCCCGGCCGCCGACGCGCUGGCUCCGGAAGCCAGCCAGGCUGCCGUGUCCAUGAUCACCGUUGAGGCCGAAAAGGUCAACGUCAACGCUGAUCCCCGUACGCAGAACGGUGGCGGCACUGGAUUCCCCCACCUGGAACGAAACUCGCUCGACAUCUCCAACACCCCCAGCAUGGUGUCGGAACGCGCCGGAAGUUCUGGCGCCGAUAGCGCCCGGAAGAGCAUUGUCGGCAGCGAUAAGGAGCGGGCCGAGGUGCUUGCGUCUGUCAGGAAGGGUAUCCUGAAGCACAACAAUAACAACAACCGAUCGACCAGCCCCGCUCGUGACCGCGGUCCCAACUUUGAGCUCCCCGCGAUCCCCCACAUGGCCGACUCACCCAUUUCGACGGCCCCAAGUACACCCAACGACGACGCACAAGGCCACAAGCGAUCCGGAUCUGUUGCCAUCGGCACCGAGGACUACUUUAUGACGGCUCUCAGGCUCCGUCAAGACACAAAGAGCGCUCCCGGAACGCCGUCAGGGUCGACAAAGAGAAGCGCGACCUUCUCGCCGAGGAUCAUUUUCCAUGACACGUGGCCCAGCGGCGAGUACGAUCGCAGGGGUGAAAUCGCAGCCUGCAACCGCCUGACGCCCAUGUUGGCCCAGCAGAUCAAGGAAGAGCUCAACACGUUCAAGAUGGAAAUGGAAGUCCACGAAACCUCCAAGAUUUAUACGCACUUCUUUUAA